AUGCCACCAAAACGCCAAAAAGCCCCUGAGCCAGCUUCAACACCCGAGCCCAAAAGGCGCGUGACGCGAUCAUCUACCAAAAUAAAUACAAAAUAUACAAGCCAGUCAUUAGACUUAUCAAUCGACUCGCCGGAGGCGGAACCAAAUGCGUCGAAAGAAACGCGCGCGCCCAAGCCUAAGAAGCGUUCACCAAAGGAUGUGAAACCAAAGACAGACGCGCAGCCCGAUCAAGAAAGCGACUCAGCACCUCAGAAUCGCACAAACCUCACCAUAACACACGACCUCGUCAAGAAACCAAUUGAAUGUCACCAAUACACUCCCACAUCAUCGCCAUCCACCCCACCACCAACCCUGAUAUUCACCCACGGCGCAGGCGGCACACUUUCAGCCGACGCCGUGGUAAACUUCUGCACCGGAUACUCCUCUUCUAUCCCCAUUCUCGCUUUCCAAGGCUCGAUGAAUCUCAAAGCGCGUACCAAGGGCUUCCACGCAUGUAUUGAUGAGCUGAACUCCAGUCAAUCGACUGCACAAAAGGGAGCAAAAGAGGACACGUCUGGUUCAAAGACAUUGUUACUAGGUGGGCGAAGCAUGGGCGCCCGAGCCGCUGUAAUUGCAGCUACCGAACAUCUCGCCUCGCUAGACGACAAGGAAAAAGAAGAACUGAGCAUACAGCUCAUACUCGUUUCCUACCCACUCCUCGGCCCUAAAGACGAACUACGCGACCAAAUCCUGCUCGACCUACCCAAGAGCGUCCGCAUCCUCUUCAUCAGCGGCGACGAAGACGCCAUGUGCCCAAUCGAUACGCUGAACGAAACGAGGGAUAAGCUGACGGCGCAAUCGCAGCUCGUUGUUGUUACCGAUGCGAAUCAUGGUAUGAAUGUCGUGCCUGCUAGUAGGACGCAGAGAGUAGGAGAAGAAACAGGGCGUUUAGCAGCACGAUGGGUAGAAGGAGGACUCGUAGAGGACGAGGUGUUCAUCGAUGAGCUGGAGGGCGAAGAACCUUGGAAGUAG
Molecule: messenger RNA, 1011 nt
Organism: Alternaria metachromatica
Lineage: Eukaryota; Fungi; Ascomycota; Dothideomycetes; Pleosporales; Pleosporaceae
Exons: 1
Coding region: 1-1011 (336 amino acids)
Source: RefSeq, a predicted model, not a curated record